UACACAAAUACACAACAGCGGAACUCUGCACCGAGCUAGCUAGAGAGAGAGAGAGAGCGAGGAGAUGGUGGGAGAAGAGAAGCGGCACCAGAUGAUGCAGAAUCUCUUCGGAGAUCAAUCCGAAGAAGAAGAGGAAGAGGAGGUCGAAUCGGAGCAUGAAUCGAGCCGACAACCUGGAUACGCUUCGGAUGAAGGAGAUGGAGGGCCAGUGCCUGAUGAGGAAGGGGAAGGGGAAGGGGAAGGUGAAGGUGAAGGUGAAGGUGAAGGAGAAGGAGAAGGAGAAGGAGAAGGAGAAGGUGAAGGUGAAGUACAACUGGAGCCAGAGAGAGAAAGUGAUGUUGAUAUGCAGGAUGGUGAUGAGCAAGGAGAAAGUGAGGCUGAGAGAGAUCAGAGUGUUGAUCAAAGAGAAGAUAGUCAUGGACGAGACACAGACAGUGAUGAAAAAGAGGAAUAUGGUCAAAGGGUUGUGACAAGUCGGAGGCGGGAUGUCAUAGACAGUGGAUCAGACAGGUCAGAGAACCUCUUUGCUGAUAUUGAUGAUGAAGAAGUAAACCAAGCAAGAAGCCGAAGUAGAUCCCCUGCAGAGGAGAAAGACGAGGUGCCCUUUUCAAACUCAGCACCAGAGAUUCGUGAUGUAUUUGGGGACUCUGAUGAUGAAGAACCAACUAGGUUUGGUGUUCAGAAUGAAAUGGGCGAAGAGUCAAAUAGAUCCCCUAUUGAAGAGGAAGGGAAUUAUGAAAAAGAAUUGGUACCGGAGGAUAUGGUGGCUGAUGAAUAUGAUCAAUAUGAGUCUGAAGAAGAUCAUCUUGAUAAGAAGCACAAGGAAAAACCGAUUGGUCCCCCAUUAGAGCUUGAGAUCCCACUGCAGCAUCCUCCAGCUCUUCCAGAAAAGAUGCACUUGAUCAAAGUUUCAAACAUAAUGGGAAUUGACCCCAGGCCUUUUGAUCCAAAGACGUAUGUGGAAGAUAAUGCUUUUGUUAAAGAUGAAUCUGGAUCCAAUAAGCGUAUUAGCUUGGUGAAUAAUAUUGUUAGGUGGAGGGAGGUUAAGAAUCCUGAUGGCACAACAUCUAUAGAAAGCAAUGCACGUUUUGUGCAUUGGUCAGAUGGCAGCAUUCAGCUAAUGAUUGGAAAUGAGGUUCUUGACACAACUGUUCAAGAUGCUCAGCACGAUCAAGCACACCUGUUCCUUAGGCAUGGAAAGGGAAUACUCCAGUCACAGGGGAGAAUUUUAAGUAAGAUGAGGUUUAUGCCUUCAUCUUUAUCAUCUAAUUCUCAUAGAUUGUUGACUGCUCUAGUUGAUUCACGCCAUAAGAAGGUUUAUAAGGUCAAGAACUGUGUCACUGAUAUUGAUCCUGAGAGGGAGAAGGAACAAAAGGAACGGGCUGAAAGUCAAAUGAUCAGAGCAAGUGUGAGCCUUAAUCGGAAGAAGGAGAAGGUUAGCCGUAAAUACAUGCCUACUGUACGUAGGGAGCGCCAACUUUCCCCUGGUUUCCUGGAGGAUGCCCUUGAGGAGGAAGAAGAGACAGAUUAUUAUGAGUCUAGAAGGCCUGCUGCUCGACGUCGCUUUGAUGAAGACCUUGAAAUGGAGGCUCAAGCAGAGAGGCGAAUAAUGAAUGCAAAGAAGAGAGAUAUUCCUCGAAAAACAUCAAUGCCAGCUGCAAGACCUUCUAAACGUCCAGUAGACUUCUCUGAAAGCGAGAAGGAGGAGUCUGAGUAUGAAACUGAGGGUGAAGAAGAGAAGGUUGAGCACGAGUAUGAAGAGGAAGGGCAUGAGCAAGAAGAGGAGGAAGAGACGUAUGAAGAAUCAGAAGAGGAAGCUGAGGAGCCAAAACAGAAGGUUAGGGAGUCUGGAACAAGUCUUAAGCGAAAGGGAAUUGAGUCUGAUGAGGAAUCUCCUCCAAGGAAGGCUGCAGCUCAUCGACGAAUGGCAAUUGUUUAUGACAGUGACGAGGAAUAAGACAUGCUUAAGAAAGCUUAAAGGAUAAAAUAUCAGCACUAUAGAUGGUUUUGACAGCCAACAGAAAUCUCUGGAUUCAGAAUUAGAGAAAUCGGAGAUGAUCGGGUGUCCCAGAAGUUGCCAAUACUAUUAAAGUUGUGUCAAAUUUAAGUUUGGAUACAGAUGCCAUCAAUCUUCCACCAUACAGUGGAGUUCUUUUGGGUAACCACAAAAAGUAUGUCUUUCUUUAAGAAUUUUGGGUGGCCUCAAGUAAACUCCAAACCAUCUGCAAGGCUUAACGUAUUUGACUAAGUUA
Molecule: messenger RNA, 2252 nt
Organism: Ipomoea triloba (trilobed morning glory)
Lineage: Eukaryota; Viridiplantae; Streptophyta; Magnoliopsida; Solanales; Convolvulaceae
Product: protein LEO1 homolog
Exons: 12
Coding region: 65-1957 (630 amino acids)
Biological process (GO): transcription elongation by RNA polymerase II; positive regulation of transcription elongation by RNA polymerase II
Cellular component (GO): nucleus; Cdc73/Paf1 complex
Molecular function (GO): RNA polymerase II C-terminal domain phosphoserine binding
Source: RefSeq, a predicted model, not a curated record